UCUUUCUUUCUAGACUUCAAAGACCCACAAACCUCACAUCUCUCUCUCUCUCUCUCUCUCCAUGAGUGAAAAUGGAUCAAACCCAAAACCAAGCUCAGAGAUCAGUUCCGACUGCGGCUCCAGCUUCAGCCUCCUCCUCAGCUUCUCGUGCCUACCAGUUCCACCCUGCUCGCGCUGCUAUCGUCGAUCUCUUCAACCUCUACUUAGGCAGAAGUAGUCGCCAGAAACCUGAAGAUUCUAUUCGAGAACCUCCGAACAAGACACAAAAGCGUGUGCUUGCACUAAACAGGGAGCUUCCUCCUCGGAAUGAGCAGUUCCUCUUAGAUUUUGAACAACUUCAAAGCCAGUUUUCUGACCAAGAGCAAUUGCGUGCUGUGACAGAAUCUGUUCUUAUAUCUCUGGUUGUGCAGUGUAGUGGUCAUGCACCACGGGCUGAAUUUCUUCUCUUUGCUUUACAGAGCUUGUGUAGUAUAGGUUACAUUAACUGGGAUACUCUUUUGCCACAACUUCUUUCAUCAAUCUCCUCUGCAGAAAUGACAGUGGGUCAGGGGAGUCAAGUGAUGCCAGCUGUUUCAUCUACAAGUUUAUCACAGUCUGGGAUGCUUCCACCUUCAAGCUCAAUUCCCAAUUCUUCUAAUUUUCAGUCUUCAAAUCCGGCAUCUCCAUUACCUUCAGUUCAUGGUAUUGGGUCCCCUGCCCAAUCAAUGACUGAACCACCAUCAUGUGCAACUCUGUCACCAGCCAAAUCAUCUGAUAUUUCCUGUAAUGGACAGCAAUCUACAGCCAGAGUAAAUUCAUCUAUAAGAGAUAAUGCUGUAAGCAGUCUACGUCAGCUGUGUUGCAAGAUUAUUUUGGCUGGUCUUGAAUUUAAUUUAAAACCAGUGACUCAUGCAGAAAUUUUCUACCAUAUGCUGAAUUGGCUGGUUAAUUGGGAUCAAAGACAACAGGGGAUUGAUGAAUCUGAUGCAGUGAAAUCUUGGAGACCUGACAAGGCUCUUAUUGAAUGGCUGCACAGUUGUUUGGAUGUGAUUUGGCUUUUGGUUGAAGAGGAUAAAUGCCGAGUACCCUUCUAUGAAUUAUUGCGGAGUGGUGUGCAGUUCAUAGAAAACAUACCUGAUGAUGAAGCUUUAUUUACACUUAUCUUAGAGAUCCAUCGGAGGCGAGAUAUGAUGGCUAUGCACAUGCAAAUGCUAGAUCAACACUUGCAUUGCCCUACAUUUGGUACUCAUCGGAUUCUGUCUCAAACAGCUCCUAAUAUUGCAGGCGAAGCAGUAGCAAACAUGCGAUAUUCGCCAAUCACAUAUCCAAGUGUACUUGGAGAACCAUUGCAUGGAGAGGAUCUUGCAAUGUCUAUUCAGAAGGGAAGUUUGGACUGGGAGAGAGCUUUGCGUUGUAUAAGGCAUGCUCUUCGCACUACUCCAUCACCUGAUUGGUGGAAGCGUGUGCUUCUUGUGGCUCCAUCCUAUAAGAAUCCUCAACCGCCAACUCCUGGUGCUGUUUUUACUUCUGAAAUGAUUUGUGAGGCAACUAUUGAUAGAAUUAUUGAACUAUUGAAGUUGACAAACUCAGAGAUAAAUUGCUGGCAGGAGUGGCUUAUCCUUUCAGAUAUCUUCUUUUUUCUUACGAAAAGUGGGUGUAUUGACUUUGUUGAUUUUGUGGACAAGCUACUUUCACGGGUUACAGAGGGUGAUCCACACAUUCUUAAGACAAAUCACGUUACUUUGCUGCUUGCACAAGUUAUAAGGGCUGAGCUUGUGAUGAAUGCUUUGAAUUCAGAUCCUAGAAAGGUGGAAACGACCAGAAAACUAAUAUCAUUUCAUCGAGAAGAAAGAAGCCCUGAUCCUAAUAAUCCUCAAAGUAUCCUGCUUGAUUUUAUAAGUAGUUGUCAGAAUUUACGUAUUUGGUCACUGAACACAGCCACCAGGGAUUAUUUGAAUAAUGAACAGCUCCAGAAGGGAAAGCAAAUAGAUGAAUGGUGGAGGCAAGCAAGCAAAGGUGACCGCAUUAUGGAUUACAUGAAUAUGGAUGAUAGAUCAAUUGGGAUGUUUUGGGUUGUGUCUUAUACCAUGGCACAACCAGCUUGUGAAACGGUAAUGAAUUGGUUAAACUCUGCUGGAGUUACAGAUUUGUUACCAGGAUCAAAUCUACAGUCCAACGAGAGGGUAAUGGUUAUGCGGGAAGUAAGCCCCUUGCCAAUGUCAUUAUUAUCUGGCUUUUCCAUGAACCUAUGUUUGAAGCUUGCCUUUCAAAUGGAAGAAAGUUUAUUUGCUGGGCAGGUUGUGCCUAGCAUCGCAAUGGUUGAAACAUAUACUAGAUUGCUGCUCAUUUCACCUCACUCAUUAUUUCGUUCACACUUCAGCAAUUUGGCACAAAGGAACCCAGCAUUAUUGAGCAAGCCUGGUGUAACUCUUUUGGUGCUUGAAAUUUUGAAUUACCGUUUGCUGCCAUUAUAUAGGUACCAAGGAAAAAGCAAAGCCUUGAUGUAUGAUGUCACAAAAAUAAUUUCUGCAAGAAAAGGGAAACGUGGAGAGCAUCGUGUAUUUAGAUUGGCUGAAAACUUGUGCAUGAAUCUUAUUUUGUCACUCAGAGAUUUUUUCUCAGUGAAAAGGGAAGGGAAGGGUCCUACUGAAUUCACUGAAACUUUAAAUAGGAUAACCAUUAUAACACUUGCCAUCACGAUUAAAACACGUGGAGUUGCGGAUGCAGAUCACCUGCUUUAUCUUCAAACUAUGUUAGAACAGAUAAUGGCAACUAGUCAACAUACAUGGUCAGAGAAAACACUGCGCUACUUUCCUUCUGCUCUUCGUGAUGCCUUAAUGGGGCGGAUGGAUAAAAGGAGCGCGGUGAUUCAAGCAUGGCAACAGGUGGAAACCACUGUAAUUAAUCAAUGCAAGCAACUCCUUUCACCGUCGGCUGAUCCUUCUUAUGUUACAACCUAUGUCAGUCAUAGUUUUCCUCAACACCGAAACUGUCUUUGUGCCGGUGCUUGGGUACUAAUGCAUGGGCACCCAGAGAGCAUAAACAGUGCAAACUUGGCACGUGUCUUGAGGGAGUUUUCCCCAGAAGAAGUUACAGCUAAUAUUUACCAAAUGGUGGACGUGCUACUUCAUCAUAUUCAAAUGGAACUUCAGCAUGGACAUCCCUUACAGGACCUUUUGUUAAAAGCUUGUGCAAACCUUGCAUUUUUUGUUUGGAACCAUGAGUUGCUUCCCUUUGAUAUUUUGCUUCUGGCACUUAUUGACCGUGAUGAAGAUCCCCAUGCUUUGCAUAUAGUGAUCAAUUUACUUGAGAGGCAAGAGCUCCAACAAAGAGUAAAAUUAUAUUGUAUAAAUCAUAAUCCUCCAGAGCAUUGGCUUCACUCUGGAAUGUUCAAGCGAGUUGAAUUGCAAAAGGCUCUCGGGAAUCAUCUCUCAUGGAAGGACAGGUAUCCCACAUUCUUUGAUGAUGUUGCAGCGCGUUUGCUUCCAGUCAUCCCCUUAAUUGUUUAUAGACUUAUCGAGAAUGAUGCCAUAGAUCCAGCUGACAGACUUCUUGCCAUGUAUUCUCCAUUUCUUGCUUACCACCCGCUAAAAUUUACAUUUGUUCGUGAUAUACUUGCGUAUUUCUAUGGUCAUCUUCCUGCAAAGCUCAUAGUCCGGAUAUUGAAGGUUCUUGAUCUCAAGAAGAUAUCUUUUUCUGAGUCAUUCGCACAGCACAUCACUUCACAAAAUCCUGUGUGCCCACCUAUGGACUAUUUUGCGACUCUCUUAUUGGGACUUGUGAAUAAUGUUAUACCGCCAUUACAUAACAACUCGAAAUCUGGAUCAAUGGGAGAACAUUUAAGUAAUUCAGUGCGUGCUCCACUUAAUAAGACUCCAGCAACAUCUCAGUCUGGGCUGGGAAAUGCUUCUGAGGGCCAGAAAGCAUUUUAUCAAAUUCAGGAUCCUGGCACCUACACUCAAUUGGUCCUUGAAACAGCUGUCAUAGAAUUACUCUCUCUCCCUGUGUCUGCAUUCCAGAUUGUGUCUUCAUUGGUCCAGAUAGUUGUCAAUAUACAACCAACAUUAAUUCAAUCCAGCAAUGGUCUGCAUGGAGCUUCAAAUGGUGUUGGGCAAGCUUCCGUAUUGCCAACAUCCCCUUCAGGAGGAAGCACAGAUUCCUUGAGUGCUGGCAGAUCAACUACAUCGGUUUCAGGAAUAAAUACCUCUAACAUUGUUUCUCGAAGUGGUUAUACGUGCCAACAACUAUCUUGCUUACUGAUCCAAGCUUGUGGUCUCCUACUGGCUCAGCUUCCUCCUGAUUUCCACGUGCAACUUUAUAUAGAGACAUCACGUAUAAUAAAAGAGAGUUGGUGGCUCACUGAUGGCAAAAGGUCACUGGGAGAACUAGACUCUGCUGUUGGCUAUGCUUUGUUGGAUCCAUCAUGGGCUGCUCAAGACAAUACCUCAACAGCCAUCGGUAAUAUAGUUGCCCUUCUUCAUUCUUUUUUCAGUAACCUUCCACAGGAAUGGCUAGAAGGGACUCAUGUCAUCAUUAAACAUCUCAGGCCAGUGACAUCAGUUGCAAUGUUGAGAAUAGUGUUCCGUAUAAUGGGUCCAUUGCUCCCAAGGCUUGCCAAUGCUCACUCUCUCUUCAAUAAGACUCUCUCAUUACUUUUAAGUGUAAUGGUUGAUGUGUUUGGGAGGAAUUCACAACCAUCAAUUCCUGUUGAAGCGUCGGAAAUAGCAGAUCUCAUUGACUUCCUCCAUCAUGUUAUCCAUUAUGAAGGGCAGGGAGGGCCUGUGCAAGCCAACAGCAAGCCUCGACCAGAGGCACUGGCUCUCUGUGGGAGAGCAUCAGAAAGUUUAUGUCCGGAUGUUCAGCACCUUCUGUCCCACCUAAAACCUGAUGUAAAUUCUUCCAUUUAUGCUGCUACCCAUCCAAAGCUGGUCCAGAAUCCGUCAUAACAGUUUUGGUGGCAUUUCUAGUAUGCUGAUCAGUACAUGUACAUGGUGCUAUUCUGAGCUAAAAUGAGACUCAAAAAGGGAGAUCUACUCGUAUACAGACAAAGACAGCCAUGCCGAACACCCUAUCCCGAAGAUAAAAGGGAUUUAGGAAGAUUUUAUAGUUUCUUGGAUCUUGAGAGGAAAAUGUAGGAACUAAGGCGAUAAACCUUGUAAUAUCAUCCAUCAAUGGUAUCUGAAAAAGUAAAUGUCAUUUGUUCUAAUGUAGAAGGGCAUGAAUGUUGUACUAAUUAGUAAAAGUCGGUCUAUAUUGAAGGGACAAAAUUGUAGAGACUACUUUCUAAUUCGCUUAUCACAUAUAAAAAGUAGAUGCAUCGUAUUUCGUAUAUA
This is a messenger RNA of Quercus lobata, 5312 nucleotides long. RefSeq names its product mediator of RNA polymerase II transcription subunit. Gene Ontology annotation, biological process: regulation of transcription by RNA polymerase II; positive regulation of gene expression. NCBI's taxonomy places the organism in Eukaryota, Viridiplantae, Streptophyta, Magnoliopsida, Fagales, Fagaceae. Bases 72 to 4925 code for a protein of 1617 amino acids. Gene Ontology annotation, cellular component: transcription regulator complex; mediator complex. The record is from RefSeq and is a predicted model, not a curated record. The transcript is spliced from 21 exons.